Molecule: messenger RNA, 1650 nt
Organism: Photinus pyralis (common eastern firefly)
Lineage: Eukaryota; Metazoa; Arthropoda; Insecta; Coleoptera; Lampyridae
Exons: 3
Coding region: 150-1499 (449 amino acids)
Source: RefSeq, a predicted model, not a curated record
UAACUAAUUGUAAAUAUUUUCUUAGCUUUGUAACGGUUUAUUAACCAUUGUUUAUUUAUAAACAAAUUGUUGUAACAAGCUAUAUUUCAAAUAAUGAAUUUACAAUAAAAUUUUGAAUUAAAACUUGCAACUAAAGAAGGAAGCUGAAAAUGGCGACUGAAGACUCUCUCAUCAAAGUAAUACCUCGAAAUGAACCGAAGGAUAUCGUCAUUGUUACAAUCAAGGAAAUUUUCAUCGCAUUUUUAAGUUCCUCCAAGUUACAAGUUCACGCAUUGGAUCUUACGGCAAUUCUGAGGAACGACUGUAGUCUCUCGAUCGCCAACGUUAGUCACGACAUCAUCAACUUGUUAAUCGACGGCUUUCUCUACUAUUGCAAGGUGUGGCCCGGCUGGGUAAGGAAAACGGAGUAUCUCAAUGGGAAAAUUGCCUUCAACGUUUGGCAUAAGCAAUUCAAAGAGUACAUCUCUUAUAAGUGCUCUGCGCUUUUGGAUAGAGCGAAGAAGCACCUACAACAGAACUCCAAUCUGAUCACUGUUGAGACACAAACGGAAGAAACAAGUACGGAUUGUUACCAAUGCCCGUAUAAAUUAGUCAUAGGAGGACAUCCUACCAUAAUUAAUAACAUCGCAAUUCUUACACGUGACGAAAACAUCUACAUCAAGCAGCACCCUAUUAAACCAUGGGCUCCACUCACAGUAGCGGAAUUUAUAAACUGGCCGUUUGUCGCUGUCGAACUGAAACUGUUGGACCUCCACAUAGAAAGAGUCAACGCUCAUAAUUUUUCACGGUACAUCACAAUUGAUCACUCUGAACUCAACAUCUCGGAUCGAGAAUUCAUAACGCACAUCAAGAAACACUCCCUGCUGGCACGAUCGUACUUCUACGUCUAUUUCCGAUUUUAUAUUGAGCAGCUUUUCGAAGUUUUAAGCAGCAUUGGGAAGAUUAGCACUGACCAUUUGUGCAAUUUGAAGAUGAUCUGCGAGCAGUUCCUGGAAGACAUAAGGGAAAUGAACAUUAACGGGGGCAGCAUGCAAACGCACACCACCGUCGGCUUUCACAUCGGCAACUUUAAAUAUUAUCGCCAGAAGCAGAUCGUCACAUCACAAAAGGACCAAGUCCAGGACAAUAAGACAAUUAUAAACUUGGUAGAGAUAAUUGUACCCGAGGUUGUUUGUACGUUACAUCACUUUCAUGCGGUACAAGACAUAUCCGUGUCAGAUACAGUUAGUUUUAAAAGUUUGAACCUGCUGACUAAGCAAAUAGCGGAUCCGUUUGAUGAAUCCAUUAAUCGUCUCGUGCAAAAAAUUCUUGAGGAUAGUGUAGUUUAUCGGUGCACUUUCUGUACUGUGGCCUUCAGUGGUGAACGCGCACUUUCAAAUUUAACGAGUCACUUCUCCGACUUGCAUAAAGUUGGCCAUCAUCUUAUAUGUAACCGUUGUGGUGGACAAUUCGAUAUGCAACAAUUGGUAACGAAAAGGUGGAAGCAUAAAUGUAUCUGAAUAUUUUAUCUGUCUUGUUAGUGGUAGCACUUCGGAAGUUUGUGUAGGUUUAAUUAUAUUUUAAGUACUUUAUAAUUCGACGAAACACUGUCCACUUACAUGUUUGCGAAAUAUUAUGUAACAUUUCUUGAAUAAAAAAUUUAUACUUGCA